Messenger RNA from Exophiala bonariae, 1200 nucleotides. RefSeq lists its product as uncharacterized. The transcript is spliced from 5 exons. The record is from RefSeq and is a predicted model, not a curated record. Bases 1 to 1200 code for a protein of 399 amino acids. NCBI's taxonomy places the organism in Eukaryota, Fungi, Ascomycota, Eurotiomycetes, Chaetothyriales, Herpotrichiellaceae. Gene Ontology annotation, cellular component: nucleus; chromatin. Gene Ontology annotation, molecular function: histone binding; chromatin binding. Gene Ontology annotation, biological process: nucleosome assembly.
AUGGCUUCAGAAAUUCCAAAAGGCCGCUCUCAGGUCACUGCACCAACUCCUCAGAACACUCCCGCCACCAAUGCGCCGAUAUCCUCUCAUGCGCAGGCUCCUACGAUCGGUGACAUCCAGGAAGAGGAUCUUGACCGUGCCGCCGCGGCUUCCAUAUUUGCCAAAAACCCGGCUCUAGUCUCCAUGAUGCAGCAGAAGCUUGGUUCUCUCAUUGGCCGGCCUUCCGGUUACAUCGAGUCCCUACCAGAGAAUGUUCGUCGUCGUGUCAGCGGCUUGAAGGGUAUCCAGAAAGACCAUGCCAAACUCGAGUCUGAAUUCCAAGAAGAAGUCCUCCAACUUGAGAAGAAAUACUUUGCCAAGUUUACUCCCCUGUAUGAGAAACGGUCGGCUAUUGUCAAUGGUGAAGUCGAGCCCACUGAUGCUGAGGUUGAAGCCGGGAAAGUCGACGAUGAAGAUGAGGAAGACGAAGCCGCGGAUGACGUGGAUCAAGAAGACAAGGCGGCACAAGAAGACGUCAAGGGCAUUCCAGAGUUCUGGCUUACCGCCAUCAAGAACCAGAUCUCACUCGCUGAACUCAUCACUGAUCGUGAUGAGGAAGCUCUCCGUUCAUUGACCGACAUCCGCAUGGAAUAUCUCGAUCGACCAGGCUUCCGCCUCAUUUUCGAGUUUACUGCAAACGAUUUCUUCACCAACAAGACCAUUUCCAAGACAUACUUCUAUAGAGAAGAGAGCGGAUAUGGUGGCGAUUUCAUCUACGAUCAUGCAGAAGGUGAAAACAUUGACUGGAAGGCCGGAAAGGAUCUCACCGUACGCAUUGAGAGCAAGAAGCAAAGAAACAAGAACACCAAACAAACCCGAGUGAUCAAGAAGACGGUCCCCACCGAGUCCUUUUUCAAUUUCUUUUCUCCUCCAGUUGCCCCAACUGAUGAUGACGAUGUCGCCUCUGACAUCGAAGAGCGGCUCGAGCUCGAUUAUCAGUUAGGCGAGGACAUCAAAGAGAAGCUCAUCCCUCGUGCCAUUGAUUGGUUCACGGGUGAUGCCUUGGCCUUUGAAGAAUUCGAGGACGGCGAGGAUGCCGAAUUUGACGACGAAGAUGAUGAAGACGAGGAGGACGACGAAGAGGCAGAGUCCGACGAGGAUGAUGAAGAAGAAGGUGGUAAACCCCGAUCUCAACAACAGUCCGAGUGCAAGAAUCAGUAG